AUGGUGGUGAUGCGGGGACUACUCAUGCUCAUGAUCCUAGUGAUGAUUCUGUUUGGCGACCUAGUGAGGGCGGAGGUAACGAACAAGGAAGCGGUGACUCCCGACCUCCUCCGCGUGAUGAUCAUGGCUCCUCGCAGUGGGAUCACGCCCAUGAUCCAUGGGCGGCCUGGAAUGAUUACCAGCAACCCAGCUGGUGGGGACAUUCCAGUUGGGGAGAUCGUAGCGGCUGGUGGCAAGGCUACGAUUGGCGAGACCAAAGACGAUGGAGACAACGGAUGGGACGACGCCUCCAGAGGCGUCCCUCGGCGCCCCGAGAACUCUCGUGGGCCGAGCGAAAAGAUGGUGGUUCCCACUUUUGACGGCGAGAUCAACUCCACCUACGACGACCUCGGCUCUUCUGCAAGAUCGUAUGUUCGGCAGGUGAGUGCUUGGCGUCGCAUGACGCGUCUCAGCGCCGACCAACAGGCGCUUACCUUGUAUCAGAACCUCUCCGGCAAGGCCUGGGUGGACGCGGAAAAGUUGCACAUGGACCGGCUCGCGGCCUCCGACGGCGUCGACUACUUUCUUGGAUGGAUCAAGGAGAGGUAUCUCGACGUCCAAAUCACACAAGUGGGACGCAGCCUCUCUGGUUUCUUCAGAGGCCUCCGUAGGAAGCCUACCCAGACUGUCAGGGAGUACCUUUCGGAGUUCGAUCGCGCCUAUGCGCGACUCAAUGAAGUCGGGUGCUGCUUACCUGAUGUGGCGGCGGCCUGGGUCUUUGUUGACCGUAUGGGACUUGAUGAACAGGCCGAGCUCAACCUCUUGGCGUCCGUCGGCAACGUCUACGACCUCCAGCAGCUGCAGAAGGCUGCGAUCGUUCAUGAUCGCACCUUGCGGAAGCCUUGGGAGACGAUGCCCAAGAAUGACAGGAACCCUCGCCGCGAAUGGUUGCCGAGGCGCAACCACUCUGCGCUUCUGACUGGACACGACGAUGGCGAAGAGGACUUCCUCCAGGAAGACGGCCAGCCUGAGGUCGAUGAUGACGAGAUCGUCCCGGAAGAUGUCGCGGCUGAGUACUACGAAACCUUCAUGACGCAUGAGUCGGCAAAGCAACGUUACAAGGAGACCCUCAAGCUACGUGGCAGCGACCCUGAGUCCUUGAAGAAGCUGUCUGAGGAUCGUCUUCAGGCGGCAAAGGCGCGAUCGUAUUGCGCCGGUUGCCGACGACGAGGUCAUUGGCACCGAGACGCAUGCUGCCCCUUGAAUAAGGCUGCCGCUGGGACCUCCGGAACUACCUCUUCGGGAACCUCCCCCCUUACCUCAGGGCAGUCCUUGAAGCCGGCAAAUCCGCCGCCUCACAAGCCUGAUGGAGGGCGUCAGCAUGUGGUUCAUGUCACUUGGGACCUCCAGGACCAGGGCGGCCCCGACUUGAUGGCGAUCACGGACACCGCGUGCUCGAGGAGCGUGGCCGGCAUCAACUGGAUUAACUCAUACGUGGCUUUGGCAAAGCAAAAGGGCUUCAGCGUUGAGUUUGUGCAUAUCCAGGAAGCCUUUCGAUUUGGCGCCUCUCGAGUGUUCGAGGCCCGCCACGCUGCGGUCAUCUACUUUCCUAUUGGGGAGAAGAUCGUGGGGCUUAAGAUUGCCGUCGUCUACGGGGAGGUGCCACUUCUGAUUUCGAGACCGGCUUUGGCACUUUUGGGGAUGAUCAUGGAUGUGGCCCGCAAUGUCGCCACCUUUCGCGCUGUCCGUGUCAUAGAUUUGCCGCUGAAGAUGACCGAAACGGGGCAUCCAGCUUUCCCGGUCCAACCUGUGGACCCCAAGAGCCUGAAAGGACCUGCUACAGACUGGCAGUCCCAAGAGAUCGGCAUCUUCUCGCGCGCUGAGCAAUACAUGGUGUUUGCUUUGGAAUCUGUAGAGCCUCUCCUAGGUGAAGUCGAUGUUCGUUGCAACAAGGACCCGAAGGCCCAUCACGAACCUCACCAUCCUCAACGAGUCUUUCAUCCCAAAAGGAUCGCGGCUGCUACAAACAACCUUCUUCUGGCAGAUGUGUUGAACCGUGAAAGUUUCUUGGCAUGGUGGUCACAAACUUCAAUUUCGAACGACUUUUGGAUACAAGGUGAGCACAUCAUGGUCCGGGUCCACGUGGCGAACCUCCUGCAGAGCCUCGGUUUCAUGCGUGUUGUGAAUGCAGUCCUCUCCGAGAUGAAGAAGGACGAGCUGCUCCGGGAAGCAGCUGCGCGGAACCUGCCGGUGAACCCUCGCUGGACGGUGGUAGAGAUUCGCUCAGUGAUCCAAGAGGACAUGAGCACCGAGGCGACGUCGGCGACUUCAUCCGUCCCACCGGUGGGACUGUCGAAGAUGACCUUGCAAGAGCUGAAGGAGAAGGUCGUGGAGAUCGGCCUCGAGAUCCCUGCCAAGGCCACCCGCGGCAUCCUGAUGCGGAUGGUGCGGGACAACGGGGGCAAAGGCCCCGAAACCAUACUCACCUUCGGGAGAUACCAAGGCAUGCGCUACAUGGACACACCGACCGGCUAUCGCACCUGGGCGGUACGAGAGGUGGUGAACAACGACAAUGCCUCGGAGGACUUGCGGAUGUUCGCAGCCUGGUGGAAGGCCGAGACCGAGAGUCGAGGAGUGGUCCAUCCGCCUACUUACAUGGAUCCAGAGAGCAGUGCUUCGAUUCCCUAUGUGCCGAACGAGUCGGAGGACAGCGCUGCCUGGGAAAGGGUAUCGUCCUAUGUUCCGGCGAAGGCCAAGGCGAAGUGGAGCGGCUACCAGGCGGCACCGUUGACUACGACACCGAAGCGACGCUCGGCACCUUCCGAGAGCAGCUUCUCGAGCCGCUCGCGCAUGGACCAGGACAUCCCGGAGGAGAUCUUGGACGAGGUGCAGCACCUCGAAGAGAGGCUGGCGAUUCUGCGGCAGUACGGGGACGGACCAGUGAGUGGGCCAGACCCACGCGACUACAACGAGGACUACGACGAGAUCUACUUUGAGGACGAUGAGGAGAAGCUCGAUUUUCUUCGAAAUCAGGUUGCACCCUUGGGCGUUUCACGCGAGGAUGCGAUCUACAACGGGGAAAUCGGGAACGAGAAGAACGAUUUCAAGGAAACCAACCUGGAGAACUCCAACCUCUACCUGAACCAUGGUCCCGCGGAAUGCGUUCAAGAACAACAUAUAAAGGACAGCGCAGAACGUGGCUAUGAGUCUGCGCCGGGUCUUCCAGGACAUGUUCUCUUCGAGGAAACCAAACUGGAGAACAGCAACCUCUACCCGAACCAUGGUCCCAAUGUUUUUGAGAAUGCAGAGAAGAUCUCCGUCGAGUCCUUCCCCGAGGUGUUCCAUUCCGACACAGAGGAUUUCUUUGAGAUUGCCAGCGGCGAGGAGCACUCAAUUGUUCAAGAAGGUGCAGAUUUUCAGGUUCUGGCUGCGUCCGAUUCUUCCUCAUCUACUACAACCCUGAGGUGUGAAGCCUUGGCUCGCGAGAAGCUGCGCACGAAGGCCUUUUCUUUUGCCGACCUCUACGAGAUCGUCCAGCUCAUACCACUCCGGAAGACCAAGAAGCACAGAUGCAUCAGCGGGGGCGCCGAAACAACGGUCAACUGCUUCUUUGCCGGCCUCUACACCCACGGCGUUUUCUCGGGGAUCACCAAAGGAACAGAAGCAUUGCCCUGGGUGACCCGGUAUAUCAAUGCGUUCGGCCGGGACAAAACCGACGGCAGCUGGAGCUCGUGGAUCCUCAAUAAGAACGUCAAGUCCAGCGUGCACUCCGACAGCCACAACCUCGUCGGCACCAACAUCACGACGAUGUGCUUCGGUGACUUUUCCGGUGGAGAACUAUGGGUUGAAGAUGAUGCAGCCGACAUCGAGGGCGACGCUGUGUUCAGGACUGACGCUUUCAACAAGACCCGAAAGGGGAAGCUCAUAUCCACCAAGGAGGCACCGCUCGUCCUCGACCCCAAGCGCAAGCACUGCACAGAGGCGUGGCAAGGAGACAGAUGGACCCUCGCUUUCUUCACCCCGCGCGGUUUUCCGGAGUCCACCCCAGCCUUACGAGACCGCCUUCGAGACCUUCGUUUUCCUCUUCGUGGUCUCCCUAUCGAGGAACAUCGCCAUGAUUUUGCGCGUGCGCCCAGACCGCCCAAGAGCACCCGCAAGGGGUUAUGGAAGGCAGCGAAAAGACUCGCUUCAAUGACUGCGUGGUGUACGAUGGCGGCUACCUCUUGGGCAACUACAGACUUCCCUCUCGGGAGGAAACAAGGAGCACCCACCUUGUUUGAAGUUGGCGACGUGACGAAGACCUUGGAGGCUGGCGACUUUGACUACGUCUGCAUGGAGCCCCUUCUCCCUGAGGAUCUCGGACCACCGAAUGUUUUCUCUGAGGCCAAGGACAACCUCGUGAAGUUCGAGCCCGAGACCGUUUGGGUCCAUGUCGAAAAGAUAAAAGGGUCUCUUGGUCCGCUCCAGCAGGUGUUCGAGGCCCAAGCAUGCAGUGGCAGGCCUCUGGUGUUUGAGUUUCCCGAGGACAAGAACGACAUCACCGGCGGCGAGCUCGAAGAUUUCCUUGAAAAGUAUGACGGCCACAGCGAAAGCCAUGACGGAAAACGCCGCCUCGUGCGUAUCAAUGUUCGGGAGAACUCUUCCCCCGACCUCUCGCUUCCUCAGGGAGAUCGAGCCAGUUUUCUCUUCGAGUCCUACAUGGCCUCUGGAGGCGCCCGUGGAAGCGACGACCCUCCGCCAGAAGUCCUACAACGAGGAGCAGAAGCCAUUUCUUUCACGAAGGGAGAGACAAUACCUGGACCGGUACAAAGCUCUCUCAAAAGGCUGCACCAAAAUCUCGGGCACGCAAGCCCAAACGAUAUGGCCCGACACCUACGUCUUGCCGGAGCUGACCCUACAGUGAUCAGCGCUUGCAAAAGGAUUCGCUGUCAAGUUUGUGAACGGCAACAACGAGGCGGUUCCCCGAGACCCGCGAGCAUCCCCAACCUCCUGGAGUUCAACCAGGUGGUCGCCUUGGACGCUUUUACCACCUACGAUGCUUUUGAUGACAAGGUGGAGUUGCUCAUGGCGGUGGACCUUGGCACUGGUUUCUGUUUGGCAAGCGAGCUCGAUGGUCAUUCCGGAAAGGCCAUGGAAGCCACCUUUUGUCGGAUGUGGAGCCAAACUUUCGGAGCACCCGGCACCCUGGUGCUCGACUUGGAGACAGGACUCCAAGCAGGACUCGCACGUUUCUCCGAGUGGCACGGGACACUGUUGCGUCCCAUCGCUGCCCAAGCUCAUUGGCAGCAAGGCGUCGUCGAAAGAUGUAUCCGGACUUGGAAAGAAGUCUGGGUGAGGACCGUCGAUGACAAGACUGUCACCCGGAAAGAGGCCCCGCUGGCCAUCACCUCAGUGAACUCGGCGAUGAACACCCUCAGGCGCCAAAGCGGGUUCAGCCCUUCUCAGGCAGUGUGGGGACGUGAUCCUCGACUUCCCGAAGACCUCAGCGACCACCAGCUUUCGGAGCACUUUCACCACGUCCUCUCCAAAGAUAGAGUACGAGCGCGAGAACACACUUUGCGCGUGGCCGCCAAGGAGUCCUUUUUCAAGGUCAAGAACGAUGAAAAGCUUCGCCGUGCUCUACUGCAACGGACAAGGGUUUCUGGAAGCGACCUCGAGAUCGGCAUGCACGUCUUCAUGUACCGGAAGCCUAAAGAUUCUAAGAACUGGAAGUGGUUCGGGCCAGCUACUGUUAUAGGACGCGAAGGCGGGAACUACUGGGCUUCUUUCGCAGGCCGGUGUCACUUGAUUGCCCCAGAGCACAUCAGGAUUGCCACUGGAGAGGAGUUAGGAGCUGCUUUUACGUUGCGGGCGACAAAGGAAGACUUGGAGAAACUUCUGGAGGUGCCCUUUGCCGACGAAGAGAUUUUUGCUGGAGAUGACGGCGACCAAGGCGACGAUGAUCUCGCGCUACCUCCUGGCGAUGGUGACGCUAUGGACGACCAGGAACCUGAAGAGGAGGGAGCCGCUUUUCCCCCUGUAGCCAAGAGAUACCGCACGAAGGGACCACAAGACGCCGAGGACGACGUCUUCGAUGAGUUGCUGGUCUCCACCGUUGGCCCCGAGAAGAAGGACCUCCAGACCGUCUACAUGAUGAAGCUCCCCAAGACGCCCCGCGCCAAGGAAAAGGCUCUUGAGAAGGAAAUUCCCUGGAGCCUUAUACCUGAAGACCAACACGAGGGCUUCAGGGCAGCCGAGAGAACUCAGUACGACGAGCACAUCCAGCACGACGCACUGGAGCCGCUUUCCGUCGAAGAGAGCAGGGAGAUCUUGAGGACUAAGCAUGACCGAGUGCUGAGUAGCAGGUUCGCGUACAAGGAUAAGUUUUGGUCCAAACGAAAAGAACACCCAGACAUCGGCUGGAAGCACAAAGCCAGGCUAGUGAUUGCCGGGCACCGCGACCCCGACUUGAUGAACGGUCUCAACACCCAUGCUCCUACUGUUUCCCGGCAAGGAAUCCUCCUCCUUCUGCAGAUCCUCGCCAGCAACCUCCAUCGUGGAUGGACAGGCCAUGCCGGCGACGUUUCAGCGGCUUUCCUGUGCGGCGAGAACCUCCUGAGGGAGCUCUUCCUCAAGCAACCUCGCUCCGGGCUUGGAGAUCUACACCCUGAGCAAUUGCUGCGCAUCAAGAAGACUAUCUUCGGGCUGGUUGACAGUCCGGCAGCCUGGUGGGGAAAAUUCCGAAAGUCUUUGACGAGUACGAGAUUGUAUGGUGAGCAUGGGCGCGUGUGGGUGAUAAGCAACUGCUCCCUGGACCAUUGCAUUUUCAUUGUCCAAGAAGAGAUCACCGACGAAGAAGGACGGCAAGUACUACGAGAACCCGAAGCCUACAUCGGGGUCCAUGUCGACGACGUCCUUUUGGUGGGCGACAACGACCUGUGCCGCCUCAUCCAGAAGGAGCUCAGCGCACAGUUCCCCAUCAAGGAGUGGGAAAGUGGAUCGUUUGAGUACGUCGGAUCCUACAUCGACAUCAAGGAGGACAUGAUAAUGGUGUCGCAGGCGAGCUACACGACUACGAGGCUUUUCGAGGUCGAGGUGCACAAGGAACAGAGCGACGAGGACCCCGCGAGCGAGGUCCAGAAGCACGACAAUAUGUCUUUGAUAGGUGCUUUGUCAUGGUUAGCUAGCCAGAGCCGGCCAGACCUGCAAGUGGGAGUGUCAAUGCGUCAGCAGAGGCAACGCGACCCCCUGGUCUCAGACAUCAAGUUCACGAACCUCAUGGCGCAAAGGGCCUACGAGCACCAAAAGGAGGGUGUGCGCAUCUUCCCGAUCGACCUCGACCGGGCGACUCUCCUAUGUUUCCAUGAUGCAGGUUGGGCGAACGCCCCGCAAAACCAAGAAGAUCCGUACUACAAGCUCACUCCGGAAGAGGACCAGCUCGGAAUGAUCACCAAUGGCCCUAUGAGCCGAAGCGAAGCCCGAGCGAAGCGUGCAAACUCGAGUGUCUGCUCCCAGUUAGGCGGGCUCUUCCUCCGCGCCGACAACAAGGUGCUCCAAGGUGGAAAGCACAAGGUGAGCACUCUGGAUUGGAGGAGCGGCGCAUGCGACAGAGUCUGCCGUUCUACGUUUGCAGCUGAAACUAUGGCGUGCGCCACAGCCAUCGAGACUGGGAUCUUCAUUAGCCGAUUCUUGGAGACCUUGCUCACCGGGAAGCUCGCACGGAAUUCCUCACGGCUUCAACUGCGUUUUCUGAGCGAUUGUAGAAGUCUGUACGAUCACUUGAUCAGGGACGGAGUCCCACGUGUCCCCUCCUGUAAACGUCUUGCAAUUGACCUAGCCGCUAUUCGUGAUGAUCUUAGCGAGGUCGGUAGAAUUGCAUGGGUUCCCACGGGUGCCCAAAUAAUGGCCGAUCACCUCACGAAACCGCUCAAAGCGGCCGACUGGUGGCGGCAUUUGUCAGAUGGUCUCGAGUUAACUUUUCGAGAGGACCCUGUAUAG
Symbiodinium sp. CCMP2592 is the source of this 7956-nucleotide messenger RNA. NCBI's taxonomy places the organism in Eukaryota, Dinophyceae, Suessiales, Symbiodiniaceae. The record is from the annotation of a GenBank genome assembly.